Molecule: messenger RNA, 372 nt
Organism: Ceraceosorus guamensis
Lineage: Eukaryota; Fungi; Basidiomycota; Exobasidiomycetes; Ceraceosorales; Ceraceosoraceae
Exons: 2
Coding region: 1-372 (123 amino acids)
Source: RefSeq, a predicted model, not a curated record
AUGACGCGCCUCGCUGCCGCAUUGCUCAUCUUCUUGCUAGGCCUCGCCUGCGCACAUCCACUGCCAAGGCAGGACUCUAAUUCGCCACCAAGAGACUCGGCGCUGGUCGCUCGAAGUGUCUUUAGCAAGCUCGUCGACUACUUUAAGCCGAGGACUCCUUUCAAAUCCACCAUACCACAAUACUCGUCCACAAAGCGGACGAGGGGCGAUUUCGACGCGCUGAACAAAUCGCAGAGGAUGGAUCAAGUGUCGCAAUAUCCCUCCUUCUGGAGACCGGCGCCAGGGACCAAGAAAACGUCUUCUCGGUACACAAAGAGCUACUCUGCGCCGACCGUAUUUCCACUGGUCAGACCGCCAGCGGGCAAGUUCUGA